CCACGUGACGCGGCGCGCCCUCCGCGAAGCCGCGCCUCCUGAGCCUCGCGGGCCGCCGUCGCAGUGGGCGGAAGGCGGGCAGCGAGCCGCGGCGCCUGCGACGCCGCUCCGGGGCUGCGCGCGUCUGCGCCCGCCUCCCUCCCCCUCCCCCUCCUCCGCGUUGAUGGCGGCGGCGAUUAUGGCGGCGGUGGCGGAGCAGGACGCCUCGAAAGGCGGUGGCAGGAACCGCGGCGGCGUGCAGCGCGUCGAGGGCAAGCUGCGCGCCAGCGUAGAGAAAGGCGACUACUACGAAGCGCACCAGAUGUACCGGACGCUCUUCUUCAGGUAUAUGUCACAAGGAAAACAUGCAGAAGCAAGAGAGCUAAUGUAUUCAGGGGCAUUGCUGUUCUUCAGUCAUAGCCAGCAAAAUAGCGCUGCUGAUCUGUCUAUGCUGGUUUUGGAGUCUUUGGAGAAAUCAGAUGCAAAAGUAACGGAUGAUCUUUUAGAAAACUUGGCUAAAUUGUUUAGUUUAAUGGAUCCAAAUUCCCCUGAAAGAGUGGCUUUCGUAUCCAGAGCACUGAAAUGGUCUAGCGGGGGAUCAGGAAAACUUGGUCAUCCAAAACUACACCAGUUACUAGCCAUUACCUUGUGGAAAGAGCAAAACUAUAGUGAAUCUCGGUAUCACUUCUUGCACUCCACAGAUGGCGAAGGAUGUGCAAAUAUGCUAGUAGAAUACUCCUCGUCCAGAGGAUAUCGCAGUGAGGUGGACAUGUUUGUAGCACAGGCGGUCCUACAAUUUCUCUGCUUAAAAAAUAAGACCAGUGCAUCAGUUGUUUUUACGACAUACACACAGAAACAUCCAUCAAUAGAAAAGGGUCCACCCUUUGUUCAACCACUGCUAAACUUCAUCUGGUUUCUGUUAUUGGCAGUUGAUGGAGGAAAACUAACAGUAUUUACAGUAUUGUGUGAACAGUAUCAACCUUCACUGAAAAGAGAUCCCAUGUAUAAUGAGUACCUAGAUAGAAUAGGACAGCUUUUCUUUGGAGUUCCGCCCAAGCAGACAUCGUCCUACGGAGGAUUACUAGGAAAUCUUUUAAACAGUCUGAUGGGAACUGGAGAAGACGAUGACACAGAGGAUGGUCAGGAAGAUAGCAGUCCUAUCGAACUUGACUGAAUAUUUUUGUCCGCGGGUGCCGUGUAAAUCUGAUGAUUCGAUGACUCCAAAGACAGUUUUGGAAUUUGAAUCUUGCAGUUGUUUCUUGGCGCCUAAAAGGGCUCCUCCGGUCUUUUAGAAAUGGUUGCUGAAAUGUUUAUAAUGUUCGGUCUAUAUUAUUUAUGUAAAAAAAAAAAAAAAAAAGAAAGAAAGAAACCAACAAAAAGUAGCCAAAAGAACCAAUCGGAGCAAUUGUUAGCAGGUUUCCGAUACGGCGGCUGGUGACUUUGAUUAAAAUAUAGUCUUCUGCGGUUUCUGAUGCAGUACUCCCUUUUGCACAGUAAUUCAGUAAAGUGUAAGUAUGGGUCUUGUACUUCAUGGCCUACCCAAUACCAUCUUUGUUACAAGAAAGCCUCCUUGACCUCUGCCAUCUCCAAGGAACAUCUCGAAAGGCAGGGUGAUUAACUGAGUAAUUUAUUUGUGAGGCUGGUGCCAAAAGUAUUGCGAGAUGAGCCAAACAGUGUAAUGAGAGAUGCACAUCUGAGACUGAUACCAAGAACUCACUUCCACUGCGCUGAGUCAACAUGCACGCUAUUCAUGCUGCCUCUCAGUCUAUUUAAGAUCUGGCCCUGGCUGAGCCCACAUGUGUUUAGCUGAUAUUUUUGGAAAAGCACAAGAUUGAAUUGCUUUUGAGUAAAAGCUGAUCAGUGGGAUAUAGGUAAUUGGCUUCCAUGUGGAUCUCUCUGGCCUAGGUAUAAAAAUCUGGCAUCUAAAAUACCUCCUCUGGCUUGUGGCUCUACUCCUUUGGAGCAGGUUGUUUCUCAGUGUAAGUUCAUAAGCAUACGUAAAGGCAUUUUAUAAGUGAAUGAAAUGAUUUGCCACAAGCAACAUAUGUGUUUAAACCGCAGCUCUAUGUAAAGAAAAGGGAUACUGCAGAACUUUUUGUUCUUUAUGAUAUAUUUAUUUUUCUUGGGUGAUUGAUUCAUUUAACACUUCCUGUAAAAAGAAUAAAUCAAUAAAUAAUGGAGUAACUUCAACCCCAGUGAUAGGCAUAGCAAUUCUACAUCUCCUCCUCUUUAAUGCAGCACACUGGAUGUCAGUGGUACAGUGAGCAGAUGAAAUGGGGAAACGCUUUAUUUUUUCAUGGUGAAAAUAAAAAGGCUUAGAUUAAUAAACAGCAAUCAUGCAUAGGGGAGGGAGGGAAUAAUACAAACAUAUUGACUGUAUGAAAAAGAAAAGGCAUUGAAAGGAAGACUUUGUAUUAAUUGUGAAGUCUCAAAUAAACACUUUAUACCAGGUUGAACGACAA
Messenger RNA from Dromaius novaehollandiae (emu), 2441 nucleotides. RefSeq names its product guided entry of tail-anchored proteins factor 4 (gene GET4). Gene Ontology annotation, cellular component: cytosol; BAT3 complex. Gene Ontology annotation, molecular function: protein binding. The transcript is spliced from 9 exons. NCBI's taxonomy places the organism in Eukaryota, Metazoa, Chordata, Aves, Casuariiformes, Dromaiidae. Gene Ontology annotation, biological process: protein insertion into ER membrane. The record is from RefSeq and is a predicted model, not a curated record. The coding region runs from base 164 to 1153 and encodes 329 amino acids.